AAGUGCAAGUGUAGGUUGUAGGCUAUAACUGUAAGGUCGCAUACAUAUACAACCUACUAAAUCAGAUAAUUGAUUUGUGGCUUGCAAGCUUACUUUGCCAUGCGAAAAGCAGCAGCAUAUAAGUAUAAUAACGACGGCGAUGUGUGUGGAUUUGCUGCCCAUAUCGUUCAGUUGAUCGUGUGGUGUCGACUCAGCAGUUGUUUCUGCCUGUGGGCAUUGCAGCUGCCAAGUUUAGUUUUGGAGCAGAAGGACGCGGGUGUCACACUCUUUUAAUUGUGAGAGACAGAGAGUAGUGUCAUCAGGGGACAAAAGUUACUAGACAAAUAUCAUUAUUAACUUAUAAGCGACGUGUAAGUGGAAAAUGAGGUGGUAAUUAUGCGUCUUAAGGGCAAAAGCAACAACAAAUCAUUCCCGAGUGUCUACAAAGUGCUGUCGCGCAUAUGUCGUGCCGUAGACAAAGGACAUCUAGAUGGUUGUUUCAUGGCUGAUAAUACAGUAGCUCCACUAAAGAGCGAAAUCAAUUCCAACACAAUGGGUUUUGCAACGCAACCAAUGAAUGAAACUGCAGAUAAUUCCAAUACUCUAUAUGCAGUGGGACACUAUGCCCCCAAGGUCUUAAUGAAUUUAAACUCUCAGAGACUUAAAAAUCAAUUCAGCGAUGUUGGCUUGGUUGUUGGGAACACAGUCAUCAGGGCACACAGAUCUGUUUUGGCAGCCAGCAGUGCCUACUUUAAUGCCAUGUUCACUGGUGGAUUAGUAGAGGAGCAACAGGAGCUUGUAGAAAUCCAUUCUAUAUCUGAAAACAUUCUGUCCAUUCUUGUUGAAUUCAUUUACACUGGAAACGUUAAUAUCACUCAAGAUAAUGUGCAAGAGCUGUUUGCAGCAGCUGAUAUGCUGGAAUUAGGUGAAGUAGUAUCUAGUUGUAUUUCUUAUUUACAAGAACAACUGCAUUACACCAAUGCCCUUGGAAUUUAUAGAUUUGCAGAAGCUCACAAUAGAGUAGAUCUUCUCGAGACUGCCUUACGUUUUAUUGAAGUCAAUUUCACGAGGAUUUCCCAAGAGGAAGAGUUUUUAGAUCUGCCAAAAGAACAUUUGGUUCAGUUCAUCAGCAGUGAAAAUAUUCACAUCGAUACGGAAUUUCAGGUCUUCCAAGCAGCAUACAACUGGAUUACUCACGACAUACCAGCUAGACGUUGCUACGUUUUCGAAAUAUUCGGUCACAUAAGAUUACGACUGUGCUCAAUGGCUCGCCUUGACCGAGUAAUCUACGAAUGCAACGACGGCAGUCUUAUUGUGGCCUUGACCUCCAUCCAAAAAGACUUGAUAUCAAAUAAAGGAUGCCUUGUUCCACUGCGUGCGCAGCCCCGCCUUGGAGCUAAGAAAAACAUACUGGUCAUUGGUGGCUCCAAACGUGAACAUUCUGCUGACGGCUGGGUCAGACCGGCCGAGAGUACCUAUGACACCAUUAAUAAAUACGAUACCUUUAAUAACACUUGGAGCGAGGUAGCCCCGAUAGCAAUAGGCCGAAUAUUGCCGGGAGUGGCGUUACUUGACGGCAAAGUUUACGUCGUGGGUGGCGAGCUCGAGUCGUGUAUCAUAGCCAACGGUGAGUGCUACGACCCUCGAGACAACGUAUGGACGCGAAUAGCCCCCAUGUCAGAGGCCAGAUGCGAGUUUGGAUUAUGUGCCUUGGACAAUCAUUUAUAUGCAUUCGGUGGCUGGGUUGGCGAGGACAUUGGCGAUACCAUCGAGGUUUACGAUCCAAUUACAAAUACUUGGACUCUCAGUGGGAAAAUGCCUGACCCGCGAUUCAGUAUGGGCGUUGUCGCAUACGACGGAUUGAUAUACAUCGUUGGCGGCUGUACACACGACAGUAGACAUCGCCAGGACCUAAUGAGCUAUAAUCCGGUGACAAAAGAAUGGAACUCUCUGGCACCUAUGCCGACUCCCCGUUCACAAAUGGGCGUGGCUGUACUUGAUGGUUUUAUGUACGUUGUUGGAGGCACUAAGAAGAAUCACGAAGUGUUACCCUCUGUCGAGCGAUAUUCCUUCACCUAUAACACGUGGAGCACAGUAUCCCCGUUAAACGUCGGACGUUCUUAUCCUGCUGUGGCAGCAGCCGACGGUCGCUUGUACGUGAUUGGAGGCGAUCAGCUGCAAGAGAUAAACUUCUAUCGCACUCAAAUCACGGUUUCAACUGUUGAGAGUUACGAUCCGGUCAACUACAAGUGGACCGAGUGUGCCCCCCUUCCUACCAGCAGAGGCGAGGCUGCCGCUGUUAUCGCACCCUUCUGAUUUUAAUAAUAAUCCGAUUUUUACCUUUUUUUAAAUUUCUUUCCUCUUUGGUUUUCGUUGUUGCGUUACUUUGAGUUUACUACGAUUUGAUUUCGUUUGUCGUCAAAGUGAUAAAGUUCACUGAAUCGCAUUCUCUUUAGAGAGAAAGAUAGUCACUUUUAAUGACCUUUUUUGCUAUGAUUAGUUGAGGGUGAAAAUUUUCACUAGUUUUUAUUACGUUAGAGAUGGGCAGAUAUCGUUGUUUUUAUUUAUUUAUUUUUUUUAUUUAUGUUUUUUUUUUUCAAAGAUUUAUCUUGAAUUCUGAAUUCUCUAGUACAAGAUAACGUACAUCGAAGUAGGUUGAAGAAAUAACUAUAAAUGCUAUUGUAAUAUUUUCCAAAAAUUUGAUUUUAUGUGAAAAUUUUUUUUAAAUUUUAUUAUACUCUUGUACACGGGCUCUUUUUGUGACUUUAAUAUUAAAACAUAAAAUGAAAAGUUUAUUUAAUAUAUACAUAUACCAGGGUACACAUUAUUUCCUGAUCUCGAUUUUUCGAACAUAUUAUACUCUUUGAAAUCUCUUUGUUACAUCUUACAACUAAAAUCAAUACCCUAAAAAUCCAAACAUAUUGCGGUUAUCCGUACCGCCAGACACAAGAUGACUUUUCAGUUUAUUUCAAUUUUUUGACCAUUUUAAAAAUUUUACUUGGAUUUUUAAACCCUCACACUGUAUGACAUGUUGCUCGAAAAUGAUACGCAAUUUUUAUCAGCUCAAAUGGAAAUUUUUGAAAAAAAAUUAGAUUUUUUUUUUUUUUUUUCCUGUAAAGGGUACUUACAAAGACCAAAAUCACAUGUUUUUCGCAUACUUUUUUUGGGCUGAAAAAAAUUUCGUAUCACUUUCAGGCAAUGUAUAAAUAAUAAA
Molecule: messenger RNA, 3193 nt
Organism: Copidosoma floridanum
Lineage: Eukaryota; Metazoa; Arthropoda; Insecta; Hymenoptera; Encyrtidae
Product: actin-binding protein IPP
Molecular function (GO): protein binding
Source: RefSeq, a predicted model, not a curated record